GCUCUCAAAACGAGCCCCAACAAGUCCCUCCUCCUUCGCACACCCCGUCUCUCCCCCCCCUACUUCGCGACAGUCCUUCUGAUACCGGCUACCUCCAACAAUGGUUUCUCUCAAGCUCACCAGCCUGGCGCUGCUGGCCUGCCAGCUCGUGGGCGUCCUUGCUCAGGCCGAGAGCGCCGCCCCAAGCGGCGAGCCCGCCAAAGACGCUCCCCCGGCGCCGGCGGCGCCGCAGCUCAAGGUGGACGUGGCCACGACCUUCCCCGAGGCCGACAUCUUCGGCGUCAAGCUCGUCAACGGGCGCCCCACCAAGGCGGUCGUCGAGAUCACCAACAACGAGGACGGGCCGCUGCGCGUCAGCUUCGUCGGCGGCGCCCUCGGCCGCCCAGACCAGCCCCCCGCGGGGGCGGCCGGCGACGACAAACCCGCACCGCCGGCGCUGCGCAACCUGACGGCCGUCAAGUACGACAUCGAGGUGCCCGCGGGCGACAAGCGCUCGCUCACCUACUCCUUCACGCUCGACAUGCAGCCCCAGGACGUGCGCGUCGACCUGGUGGCCGUCGUUAGCAACGCAAAGGGCCAGACGUUCCAGGUCCCCGCCCACAGCGACAAGGCCAGCAUCGUCGAGCCGCCCACCAGCUUCCUGGACCCCCAGAUCAUCUUCCUGUACCUCGUCCUUACCGGCGUCUUCGGCGGCACCCUCUACUUCAUCUACAAGACGUGGGUCGAGGCCCUGUUCCCCCAGGCCAAGCGCGCGCCGAGGCCCAAGAAGCCCGUCGCCGCGCCCGCGCCCGUCAAGAAGGUCGAGGAGUCGCUGUCGGGCAACGAGUCGGCCGGCGCCACGAGCGGUGCCGACGGCAGCUUCGAUGCAAGCUGGAUCCCCGCCCACCACAUCAACCGGCCCGUCGCCAAGCGCGUCAAGUCGGCCAAGAAGGCCAAGGAGUAAAAAGUUUGUAGUUGAAACUUUGUAGAACGGAAAAGGGGGGGAGGGUCGGUUUUGGGAUAUCAUGGCUAUGUACUUGUCUACCAUAUUUCCAAACUCAUUCAUGACGUUGCGUUUUCCUACUGGACUCGGAAAAAAUCUAUUUUGGGAAUGGGCGCCGGGCGGAUUCAACUAGAUGUGGCAGGGUCGGGAUAACCAUGUACAAGAAGCGUAGUAUCAAAUGGCUAAUGACAGCUGUGUGGGCAUUUACAGUCCACACAAGCUUGGGCAACGCGA
Messenger RNA from Gaeumannomyces tritici R3-111a-1, 1216 nucleotides. Its product is annotated as signal sequence receptor alpha chain. Gene Ontology annotation, cellular component: endoplasmic reticulum; endoplasmic reticulum membrane. The record is from RefSeq and is a predicted model, not a curated record. Bases 101 to 943 code for a protein of 280 amino acids. NCBI's taxonomy places the organism in Eukaryota, Fungi, Ascomycota, Sordariomycetes, Magnaporthales, Magnaporthaceae. The transcript has 3 exons.